Gekko japonicus is the source of this 1090-nucleotide messenger RNA. RefSeq names its product H-2 class II histocompatibility antigen, I-E beta chain-like. Gene Ontology annotation, biological process: immune response; immunoglobulin production involved in immunoglobulin-mediated immune response; antigen processing and presentation of exogenous peptide antigen via MHC class II. The annotation marks the transcript as partial. NCBI's taxonomy places the organism in Eukaryota, Metazoa, Chordata, Lepidosauria, Squamata, Gekkonidae. Gene Ontology annotation, molecular function: MHC class II protein complex binding. The record is from RefSeq and is a predicted model, not a curated record. Gene Ontology annotation, cellular component: MHC class II protein complex; membrane. The transcript is spliced from 6 exons.
AUGCCAGAGACCAGUGAUCGUGGUGUGCGCUGUUGUGCCGCCCACUUCCUGCACCAGCACAAGUCCGAGUGCCGCUACGCCAACAGGACUCGCGGGGAGGUCCGCUACCUGCUCAGGUACAUCUAUGACCGGCACGAGUUCGUGCGCUUCGACAGCUGCCACGGGGACUUCGAGGCUGUCACCGAGCUGGGCCAGCCCUUCGCCCGCUACUUCAACAGCCAGAAGGAGGUGCUGGACAGCCUGCGGAGCGCCGUGGAGAGCUUCUGCUGCCACAACUACGGGGUCUUUGUCCAUGGGCGCGCCAUCGGCAGGACAGUUGUGCCCACGGUGACGAUCUCCCCCACCAAGGGGGACCCCCUGGCCCACCACACCCUCCUGAUCUGCACCGCGGCCGGCUACUAUCCCCAGGGGGUGAACAUCAAGUGGCUGAAGAACGGGCAGGAGCAGACGGCGGGGGUGGGGUACGCGGAGGAGCUCCAGAACGCGGACUGGGCCUACCAGUACCAGGCGAUGCUGGAGACGGUGCCCCAGCGGGGAGACCUCUACGCCUGCCAAGUGGAGCACAGCAGCCAGAAGGAGCCCAUCACCGUGCAGUGGGGCCAGAGCUGUGCCUCUCGCAAGGCUUGGCUCAAAGGCAGGGAGAGGCCGGAUGCCCGGCGGUGCCAGAACCUCACCCUUCCGAUGACGGGCACUCGAGAAGCAAAGCAGGUGGCGCCACCUGUGGCCGCGGAUGCGAGAUGCCAGGGACUGGUGACCGCCGUCUGCGCUGUUGUGGAGGGUGCCCCGCACAUCUACGACCGGCAGGAGUUCCUGCGCUUCGACAGCCGCCGCGGAGACUACGAGGCCCUCACCGAGCUGGGCCAGCCCACAGCCCGAUACUUCAACAGCAAGAAGGGGUGGAUGGACUACGAGCGGGGCCAGGUGGACGCCCUCUGCCGCCUCUACGAGGCCCUCACCGAGCUGGGCCAGCCCACAGCCCGAUACUUCAACAGCAAGAAGGGGUGGAUGGACUACGAGCGGGGCCAGGUGGACGCCCUCUGCCGCCUCAACUACGGGGUCUUCGUCCGGGGGCGCGCCAUCGGCAGGACAG